Messenger RNA from Echinostoma caproni, 429 nucleotides. The record is from the annotation of a GenBank genome assembly. Lineage: Eukaryota; Metazoa; Platyhelminthes; Trematoda; Plagiorchiida; Echinostomatidae.
AUGAAGGAUGUUACUUCUGUGGCUGCCACCACACACAUUUUUCUGAUCUAUUCACAAGUUAUCGAACAAUGCCGAUCCAACCGAGUCUAUCUGGCCACAUUUCGUCGUUACGACUCCGUUCAGUCGAAUUUGACACGUCGACAAAUCACUCUGAUUCACGAUCGAGCACAGUCGAUAUUGGACUUGUUGGACGAUCCGCGUUUACUGUCAGAGGAGCAGAAUCGAUUGCAUCAAGCUAUUGGUGGUCAACUGGACGGUAAGUUUUUCAAAAACACGCCUCAGAUAUUGCUUUAUCCGGAUGUUUCAAAAUCACAUAUUUUGCUCCUCAGCGGACUGAUAGAGAUGGUGUUAGGUGAUUGCUCGCAGUCGCUCCUUGUUCUCCAUCCCAAUGCUCUUGGUUUAAAGGUCAAAAUUGUGUUUGUGUCAUGA